Molecule: messenger RNA, 2305 nt
Organism: Solanum verrucosum
Lineage: Eukaryota; Viridiplantae; Streptophyta; Magnoliopsida; Solanales; Solanaceae
Product: squamosa promoter-binding-like protein 6
Exons: 5
Coding region: 211-1887 (558 amino acids)
Cellular component (GO): nucleus
Molecular function (GO): DNA binding
Source: RefSeq, a predicted model, not a curated record
AAGUGGAAAUUGUGUUGACUUAAAUGUAUUUGGUUUACCAGUGCUUCUCUUCUCUCCAAGAAUAAAAGUGGCAAAGCACCAUUGCACCUGUUCCAAGUUCUUUCUAACUUUUUAGACUCUUCUUCUUGAAUUUCAGUUGGAUUUGGCUAGUGGUGAAGAAUUCAUUAUAAAUUUGCACUUGUUAUAGUUUUGAGAAACUUUUGUUUCUGGAUGGAACCUUUGAGCUGUGCUUUGGAAGGGAGAGGCCUUAUUUUUCCUGAUAAUGUUGAAUUGUCGGUCGACACGGUUUCGAGAAGUAGAAGUAUUGUAAAGGAAUGGAAUUUGAACCCUUUUUGUGAUGUUGAUAAAAGCAUUUGUGGUUUUAGUCAAGAAGUAACUGAAAGCACAGAGUUCCUGGGAUCAGGUAUUGCUGAUAUUUUGAAGAAAUCAGCAGCCAGUAACCCGUGUCCCGGGGUUUUAAGUGGUGAAAUGAGUGAUGGUUGUGGUAAAAUGCUAUCGUCAACUUCUAUGUUUAAUACAUUUGAACCGAUUCCUGGAGAAGUUGGACUUGGUGCCAUGUUUAACCAGAGGGCUACUAAAUCUAACAAUCCGAUGUCAUCAUUGAUUGAUUUGAAAUUGGAGGAGUUGACUGAUCAUGGAGAAUUAAGGACUAGUCAAUCUUCGAAAGAAAGUUCGAUACUUUCUUCUCCAGAAUCUUCAUUGGCAGCUGGAAAAGCCCAAACAAAGAGAUUGCAUUCUCAGUUUUCUAUCUCUCAGGUUCGUGGCCAGAAGGAGGUGGAGUCGACGACUGUUUAUAGGGAAAUUAAGAGUAAUCAGUCUUUAAAGAGAAACUCGGCUUUGUCUUCAGUCAAUUCGUCACUGCAGGGAAAAAGACUACGUACUACGAAUUUUCAUUCCGAGAUUCCUGUCUGCCAGGUUCAUGGUUGUAACAAGGACCUGAGCUCCUCAAAAGACUAUCACAAGAGACACAAAGUAUGCAAUGAACACUCAAAAACUGCUAUAGUCAUAGUUAAUGGGAUUGAGCAAAGGUUUUGUCAGCAGUGUAGCAGGUUUCACUUGCUAGCAGAAUUUGAUGAAGGUAAACGCAGCUGUCGCAAACGUCUUGCAGGCCAUAAUGAGCGGCGGAGAAAGCCUCAAUUCGAUACUCACUGGGGUUCAAGAUUUUUGGAUAUGACUUCCCAAAGGAGAGUACCAUUUCUUUUCCCCGAAAUCUUUCCCGGUAGCUUCUUUUAUCAAGAAAAUUAUGAAGAUAAUAACAACAGCAAGCACCUUAAAUUAGAACAUAAGCCAUUCGGCAUCUCUCAAUUGGCUAUGUCAGUAAAAAAUGAGCAAUUCCCAGCGAAAAGCAUCCAGCAUCAUUACGGAGUGAGAAAACAAGAUCCGUCCAAAGUUCUCACUGGUGGGGCAACAUUGUCUGUUCAAGAAUUUUCCGAAGGGCAAAACUCCUCUUGUGCUCUCUCUCUUCUGUCAGCCCACUCACAAAACCUUCUACACAAUUCAACGGAUGUUUCACCAACUCUACGUUUGACGGUUGAACCAAACCAUCAUGUCUACAUUAAAGGAGAUCAUCAUAAUCUUGAGAAAUCUCCCAGAGUUAGUGUUGCAAAUAGAUUGACACCAGUUGAGUUAUAUUCAUUUGACGUAGCCGAGCAAGAUGUGGUCGUUCAAGUUCCUGAUAGUGAUGCUGUUUCAUUUGGAAUUCAGAGAGAUCACGGCCAUGAUCAAAGAUCAAACUCUAUAAAUUCCAGGAACUGCCUUUCUCCGGAAUUUGGGCCUACCAUGGAUUUAGUGCAGUUGUCUUCGCACCUACAAAGGGUCGAGCAGCAGAAAAAUUCCGUCCAAGUGAAGCAGGAAAAUGAUAUCUUUUGUUCCUUUACUUCCACUUGAGGCUUAUAAGAGCUACAAGUCUGAAGGGUCAACAUCCGAAAUGAAGAAUCGGAAGAUUAUAUGAGGAGAUUAAACUAAUUCACAAGUGGCCUUUCCAACAAGUCAAAAGGCAAAGGCAGAUUAAUAAAUGAUUGAUAUCAGUACAUCUUUUGUAAGUGUCAGCCAUAGCUUUUCUAUUGCUUUCUUUACAUCAAUUGUUUUGUUUCAAUAUAUCCAUUUCGUCGAAACAGUGCUCUUAUUAUUUUAAUAGUUAGUGUUGUCUUUUAAGGAAUCUUGCAUCAUAUACUGAUGUUUAAGAAGAAAAUAGUAUCAGAAAUAUAACAUUUCUUGUGUGUAAUCUUAUGUAUAUCAUCUCUUUUGUGUUAGAUGGGACUGUAACAACCCCUUAAGUUUAUGAAAACAAUGGUAAUUUCCUUUG